GACGACUGUUGCUAAAUUUGAUUUUUCCGCUUCUUUUUCGGUUCAUGCUAUCAAAGACCGUGAGUGCAUGCUGAAACAGUUAGAACGAAUAUGUCAUAGACUGAAACCAGAUCAGUGUAAAUGUGUAACAGAGAUAGUGUGCUCUAAUAAAUACCUUUGGACAGGACUAUACAAUUGAGCAAUGCUUUUCUAAAUGUGGAGUUGAAAACCGCACCAGUAUUUGACACUGUAUUUGAUGAGACUAGUGGUUCAAUGAAACCUUUGCGGCGCUAUGCAAACUAAUUGAACAAUCCGAGAACGCACUACGUUUACAGAUGCCACACUAUUUCGUUUUGUGAUUGUUAUGUACUGAACCACCCCUGGCGGGUGUCUGGGAAAGUGUUCAAAUCUAAAAGUGCAAAACAUGAAAACGGUGCAAGAAACUCGACUGUACUAUGAACGGCUCACCUUUACCUCCAUCGAGCUGAAUCUGCUGUUCACAAACAUCGCCUCACUUUCGUCCAACAAUUCGCUUGGCAGCAUUAACAGCACCAGCACGGAUCACACCUCGGAUACAGUGGCGCCCAACAAUGACUCUGUAGUGGAUGGGUUGAGUGGAAUGCACUAUGUGAACAAAAGCAUCGACAACCACAACAUUCCGACCGAGCCAGAUGAUGUCCGUGACGCGCUAUGGAUAGUGAUACCGAUCAGCAUUAUAUACUCAACCAUCUUCGUGAUUGGGGUCUUGGGGAAUGUGAUAACGUGCAUCGUGAUUUCGAAGAACAAAUCGAUGCACACGGCCACCAACUAUUACCUUUUCAGCUUGGCCGUCUCGGAUCUACUGCUGUUAUUGACAGGUGUACCCCAGGAAGUCUAUUUGCUGUGGUAUAGGUACCCGUAUCCCUUCGACAACAAUGUUUGCAUACUGCAGGGUUUCGCUGCGGAAACUUCUGCCAACGCUACUGUAUUGACAAUAACAGCCUUUACCAUAGAGAGGUACGUUGCGAUUUGUAAACCAUUCCGUUCGCAUACUAUGUCCAAGUUGUCACGAGCCAUCCGAUACAUACUGGCCAUCUGGGUGAUAGCGAUGUGUUUGGCAGUUCCGCAGGCGCUAGCACUCGAAAUCGACGAGCAGUUCAGCAUGUGCACGGUUCGGCGGGAUCAGCAGCGACACGUGUUCACCAUUUCGACCGUAAUUGUUUUUGUGAUUCCUAUGUGUGUCCUGACGAUUCUGUACGUUCUGAUCGGACUGCAGCUACGCCGUUCGAAGGUCAUGAAGCGUGGAACCGCACUGGGGAGCAGCAUACGGCUAAAGCACACAAUUUUCAAGAAAAACUCCCACCGAACGAUUGUUUCCAUCAACUACCAGAAUGAUUCGCCCCAGCACUACAGUGAAAGCAUGCUCAUGCAGCAGCAGCCCCUCCAAGCUAGGAUCUCUUUGCCCGGAAGCAUCAAUGCCAGUGGUAACAACGUAAGCAGCAUGGUGGCUAACGAUACCGGCAUGGUUCCAAUCGAGCGAAGCCUCAUGGUAAACAACGUACACCAUCAGUUGGUGGAGCAGACCAACUCACUGCUGUCUGAAGACGGGCGAAUUAAUUACUCCAACCGUGUGCAGUACCACAGCACCAGGCAUGUGGUCAAAAUGCUGGUGGCCGUAGUGAUAGCAUUCUUCCUCUGCUGGGCUCCGUUCCAUGCCCAGCGGCUUUUCGCGGUUUAUGGCGGCGACCAGAAUAAUAAUGAAGCAAUACGAAUAGCGUUCGAGAUUGUCACUCACAUAUCGGGAAUUCUGUAUUUUGUGUCGACAUGCAUCAACCCUGUCCUGUACAACAUAAUGAGUCACAAGUUUCGGGAGGCGUUCAAGGAAACAUUAAAGAAUUAUUUAUACCGCCGUUCUGGGCAUCAACUAAGACAGCGUAUGUUUUUUAGGAAUGUCUCAUUGCGCUCAAGUUCCAUUAACUCGUUUUCGAUGAACACGUGCUCCUCUGUAUGUUGCACUACCAACUAUCCACUGCAGCAGAGUAGCAUCUUCAAUGAGACAACCACAAUAACUGCAUCCCCAAUGAAUGAACCUUGCUCAAACCAAAAUCCGAUCCGUUACCGAGAGAUCGAUGUAGCACGACUGAAACGUCCUCUUGUAGUAUCGUUCCGAAAAAUACCACCAACCACAGUAAACUCUUCGCCUGAGCCACGACAAAUCGGUGCUCAUAGAUGCAACACUCGACGACAAUUUUUCCAUUCGAAUGAGCAACGAACCACAAAACUAUCAAGUGCUUCUGAUGCCGAUUUGGUAUCAUAUCGAAAACACUGCUGCCUACAGGAAAUGUUGCUCGACCACACUCAAAUGCAUCCAAGCAAAGCGACAUCCGAAAACAACCCGGAUUCACUUGAUUUCUCUUCGUGUUGGACUCGAUAUGGAAAUAAUUUCCCAACGGUACGCUCUACCAAACACAGAUGGUUCCCCAUAAAAUAUUUAACCGAAAGCAACCGUUUCAAAUACUCCCCCCGAGAAAGUAUGACCGCUACUAGCACUGCGGAUGAGCGAUCUAUUGAAUGUCACAGGCAAACUAAGACACCUAGAAGUCAUUUGGCUGCUCACCAUACCCCUACCCAACUGAAAUGCAAAUAUGAUCUUUAUCCCCAACUGCGAAAUGUGUAUCACUCGUCUAACUCACGUCUUACCGGAAAUACGCUGCAUUUAGACGAUGGUAGCGACGCACUUCAAACAGGAAAGCUUCUUCCAGUCCACCCCAAAGAAGAAACCUCUAGCUCCGACGUGAAAACACACUCUGAAUGGGAUGUAUCCGACAAAAAGCUCCCCAACAGCAAGUCGAUCGAAAGCUUCAGCAGCUGCGACGAGGAUAAACUCAAAACUGAAAAAGCUCCUCUACGGGAGCUUUCAAUCAACACUUAUCCCAGCCAACCUACGGUAGCCGCGCGAAAAGCUUCAGCAAGCAAAUAUCACAGUUUACCAUCAGUCUUUAAAUUGGACAAUAACUUUAGAUGAAUUGCAGUGCACAAUUUAAUCCAAACGAGCUUGAAACCCUUUUACUGAUGAAUGUUGUUUAAACGCUAUAGUAAGUUAAGACUUUAUUUUUAAACCAAUUUAUGAGCCAAACAUUAGUAGAUAUAUUCGGAAAUGCUGGAAACAAAGGUGAGAUACGGAAAGACAUUUAUUUAAAUAGUUUUAUAAUAAAAUAUAUUGAAGCUUAUUUAUAAGGAUUUCUUUAAAGGUCUGGAAUACGAGUCAGUACUUAUAUAUUUGAUUAAUCAGAACAGAAACGCGAUUUUCGACUUGAACUCCAGUGUCCAGCAGUGGUGGAACUAAACAGAAUAUAGUGCAAACUCUUAUAGAUUUGGGGUGGCAUUGUGCAUUUCGACCCGAUAGAUCUUACCAAAAGAUAUUUUAGUUACUUGAUAAAGGUUGUCGCUUCGGUUCCCUCUGUUCUGCUGUCCGGAACAUGUUGGGUACCAAGCUGUCAAAUCGUAUGGAUUUUCCUUCUUUGACAUUUAGCUCCCCUAUCCUCGCCAGCAAAAGAUGUUCCGGACAGCGACGACAGCGACAAUCUUUAUCUAGUAACUAAAAUAUCUUUUAUCUGACCAUGCACACUAUCCAACUUUCUCACACAAACAGUGUUGAGUCGGGUUGCGUAAUAAGUCCCCUUCACAGAUGCAGAUAUAUUUUUGAAUGAUAAAGGUAACGGAUUGUGGUAAACGAUGAAAAUGUUAGGACGGAACAAGAUUUUUAAACUGGUAACAAAUAUACUGUGACAAUUUAUGUGUUUAUUUGUAUUUGUUAAUAAAAAUCACUUUUUUAGAUUUCAAUUCAAAUACCGAUAAUUAAUUUGUUUGUUUUGUUUUUUAUUUAAUUUUCUCAAGUCAACGAUUUCCACUCCUCUCCUUGGUACGGAAUGUUUAAUAUUAUAAAGUUACACAAUAAAUUUAACAGAUCCGAGGUGUUCGUUUAUUGCUUAGCACCUAGGCGCAUGCUUUGUUCACCAAAUGGGAGUCAAUUCUCACCCACUUACACAAUGUGCCCAAAGCACUCCUAGGGGUACAUAGGGCCUACAAAAAAGAUCUCUAUUCUGGACGGCAGCUCGCCUAUGUCUAAUACUGGACCAAGGUCAUAUUCCAAUAUCAGCUUUCUUAUUUUCUUUGUUGAGGCUUCACCGCCGCCUAGACCUAGCCUCUGCUGCGAUGUCCUGCUGGAUUGGAGUUAAAAAUUCGGGUUUUGCUUCGUUCACUUAUCUGUCUGUUUUUCUAGAAAUUUCGUAAACUUGCAAAGGCAGCCCUUGGUCUCUUGAUCCGUGCGCCUAUGUCGUGCCGUCUGACUCCAUUUGGCUACCAAGAUAUUGAAAGCUUUCAAUAUUCUCCAUUGCUUGCUCUGCUACUGUGAAACUGGAAGAGAUCGCCGUGUUUACAUUGAUGACGUUGAUGACUUAGCCUGCCGAAGAGGGGUGCUCGGCAAGGUCGUUGAGCUUGCUCUGCAUAACAGAGCGUCGUUGAGCUAGAAGUGUAAGGUCAUCCACCAAUUCGAAGUCGUUCAGGUGUCCAUGGUUAUUGGCUGCCAUAGUAGCUCGUGGUUUGG
This is a messenger RNA of Armigeres subalbatus, 4564 nucleotides long. RefSeq names its product 5-hydroxytryptamine receptor-like. The record is from RefSeq and is a predicted model, not a curated record. Bases 404 to 2983 code for a protein of 859 amino acids. Gene Ontology annotation, cellular component: plasma membrane. The transcript has 8 exons. Gene Ontology annotation, biological process: neuropeptide signaling pathway. Gene Ontology annotation, molecular function: neuropeptide receptor activity. Lineage: Eukaryota; Metazoa; Arthropoda; Insecta; Diptera; Culicidae.